AUGAGAACGAUUUCCUUUGUACUUGCUAUACUUGUAUGCAUACCAAUUGCCAGUUCUCUGGACCUCAGCACCUACGAGAGGGAGUUGUGGCAAGAUCGAUUAAAUCCAUCCAAGUUUGAAGAGAUCUUCAGCCAAAACAAGACCGAUGAAUUCAUCAAUGGCCUCAGAACUGUUGGCGAAAAGACGAAGCAGACUUUGAAGAAGGCUGCUGUCUUCGGGAAACAAUUGUCAUCUGAAUCAAAGCCCAACUUCAACAACUUCUUUGGAUAUAUCAUCAAGUUCAACAAGGAGUACAACGAUGAGUUGAAGGAGCGUUUCGAGAAGUUUUCUAAUUCCCUGAAGAAAAUUGAGGCCGAUCAAAAAGAUAAUCCAGAAGCAGAAUUCGGGCCAACGCAAUUCUCGGAUUUAUCGCCGGAAGAAUUCAUCAAGGUCUAUACUGGAGUCCAAGGGGAAGAUCAUGUCAAACAGCUUCAUGGAGUAGAAGAAGGGAGCGAUGGAGAAGGUAGGUAAUCUACACAAGCAUACAGUUUCUUUUAGAACUCAUCUUCCGUUCCAAAAGAUCCAUCCCGGCCAAUUUUAGCUGGGUUGCCAAGAACAAAGUGACUGGUAUCAGAGACCAAGGCCGAUGUGGAUGUUGUUACGCCUUUGCCGCUGUGGGUGCUGUCGAAAGUCAAUAUGCCAUCAAGACCGGGAAGCUGGUCGAUUUGAGUGAGCAACAAGUAAUCUCUUGCACUUAUGGAAACACCACUCUUCAUGGAAGUGGAGGCGGCGGCUGCAGUGCAGGAAGCGCUCCAAGCAUUCUACAGUACAUUGAGGACAAUGGAGUCUGCGCUGAAGCCGAUUUUAAAUAUGUUUCGGGAACCGAUUUAUCGAUCCCCGCUUGUGUUAGCGAACCGGCCGUUACAAAGAUCACAAAAUUCAAGAGAAUUCCAGAAAACAGCGAGAUUGCCUUGGAGAUCUACCUCCACUUUGUUGGGCCUGUCGUUACUUGUAAGUUUUGUUCUCUACAGUUCGAUAAUUACAUCCAUUGUCUCAUUUGAUUGCGUUAAAACUCUUCAGAUGUUGAUGCCACCCCACUCCAACACUACAAAAGUGGCAUUCUCAACGCCAAGGAGCCUUCUGGCGGCUGGACCAUCAACCACGCCAUUGUCACUGUUGGCUGGGGUACCUCAAACAAUGUUUCGUACUGGCUGAUCAAGAACCAGUGGGGGUCAAGCUGGGGAGAACAGGGGUAUUUCCGCGUCAAAAAAGGUGUGAAUCAACUCAACUUGGCUCAAUACAACUGGGUCCCUUACAAAUAA
Molecule: messenger RNA, 1301 nt
Organism: Bursaphelenchus xylophilus (pine wood nematode)
Lineage: Eukaryota; Metazoa; Nematoda; Chromadorea; Rhabditida; Aphelenchoididae
Source: the annotation of a GenBank genome assembly